AUGGCCUGCACUCUUUUCGAUACAAUCUUUUCCCACCUGUACGGCGAUUCGAUGCACACUUUGCGGUUGAAUGUCAACCACCAGAGGGCUUUGCUUGGACACCUUCGCAUUCGGUUGAUCGUCCAUCUGAUCGAAUGUAUCGUCAGGAGAGCCCAGCCUUCUGCCAAGAUCAGGUUCAAGGACUUCUCGAGCUCACUCACGGUCCCAACAUUUGUCACGGGGUCGCAAAGCUUUGGCGAGUGA
Protopolystoma xenopodis is the source of this 243-nucleotide messenger RNA. NCBI's taxonomy places the organism in Eukaryota, Metazoa, Platyhelminthes, Monogenea, Polystomatidea, Polystomatidae. The record is from the annotation of a GenBank genome assembly.